This is a messenger RNA of Pollicipes pollicipes, 874 nucleotides long. Its product is annotated as larval cuticle protein 65Ag1. The coding region runs from base 1 to 597 and encodes 198 amino acids. NCBI's taxonomy places the organism in Eukaryota, Metazoa, Arthropoda, Thecostraca, Pollicipedomorpha, Pollicipedidae. The transcript has 4 exons. Gene Ontology annotation, cellular component: chitin-based extracellular matrix. Gene Ontology annotation, molecular function: structural constituent of chitin-based larval cuticle. The record is from RefSeq and is a predicted model, not a curated record.
AUGCAGCUGUUCGUCUUUGCUACACUGGUGGCUGCGGCUGCGGCUGCUCCGCAAAACUACAACGCUAAUCAGUUUGUGAAAUCUGGGCUGCCCGAGAUCCGCAUUCUCAGCCAGAGGUUCGAUCAGGACCCCAACACUGGAAACUACGAGUACAGCUACGAGCAGGACAACGGCCAGGCGCUCGUCUUUGCUACACUGGUGGUUGCGGCUGCGGCUGCGCCGCAAAACUACAACGCUAAUGAGUUCGUGACGUCUGGACUGCCCGAGAUCCGCAUUCUCAGCCAGAGGUUCGAUCAGGAUCCCAACACUGGAAGCUACGAGUACAGCUACGAACAGGACAACGGACAGGCGGUGGCUGAGACAGGUCAGGUGUACCCUGGACCUCAGCCAGAGACAGGCAGCCUCACCCAGCAGGGCAACUACCAGUUCGUGGGCGAUGACGGCAACACCUACCAAGUCAGCUACGUGGCCGACGAGGGAGGCUACCAGCCGCAGGGCGCCCACCUGCCGGUGGCGCCCGCUCAGAUCCCGGAGUAUGAACAGCUGAGGAUUGAACACCCCGAGCUGUUCUGGGCAGAGCAGCAGCAAUACGUCUAGGAAUAUCAGUCGUUUAGGCCGCACUGUGAUAUCGUCAUCAACCCAGAUUAACGUUUGUAGGUGGAGCGCACCACCGAGGGGCUCGCUACAUUUACUUGAGUUUAAUGCCGCCUACGCGAACAAACUCAAGCUUUGCUAAGAAAUGAGAUGAUGAAAGUCAUCUACACAUCCUUUUCUUACAUUCGUGCGGCUCUCUUUCUUGCGGUUGUAUUGUACGCCUACAGACACUAUUGGUGUCUCCUGAAAUGCCGUGAAUGAGUACUGUGUGAUGUCUUUG